Molecule: messenger RNA, 2610 nt
Organism: Mesocricetus auratus (golden hamster)
Lineage: Eukaryota; Metazoa; Chordata; Mammalia; Rodentia; Cricetidae
Product: PRAME family member 8-like
Exons: 4
Coding region: 926-2353 (475 amino acids)
Biological process (GO): positive regulation of cell population proliferation; negative regulation of DNA-templated transcription; negative regulation of apoptotic process
Cellular component (GO): cytoplasm
Source: RefSeq, a predicted model, not a curated record
UACAAAGCAGGUAUCCAUGGCUCGGGCUGUUCUUCAGUUUACAGUAUGGCUGAAGAUGACUUUGAACUGAUCCUCCUGCCUCCAAUUCUGGAAUUCUGGAGUUACAGGAAUGCUCAGCAGGUCUGCUGCAGUUAAUGCAGGGCAGAGGGCACAGGGUAUGCUGGGUUGGUCUCUAGGAACUGAGUGCAUUCCGAACCCACAUACAUGGAAUCAAGUCAUCCUCCUGCCUCACCCUUGAGUAGCUGCUACUUCAGUCUAUUGACAGAGCAUCCAGUUCAGGCUUGAGCUCCAGAACAUAUUCCCAAAUGACUAGGUGUUUGUCCUAGGGCCCACUGACAAAAAAUAUUUUUGAAUCAUUUUUAUGACAGUUAUCCACAACAGAUUAAAUCCCAAACUGACUCAAAAUCAGACUGAUUUUGGCCAAAUGAAUCAAAUUCAUUUUGGUUAUUCAUAACAAUACUCCUAACCAAAAUGAUGCUGGGCAGGAAGAUUUCUCGGAGUUAGAGUUCCAAAACAACCUCAGCAUCAGUGCCUGUAACAAAUUCAAAGCUGAGUAAUAAAGAAACCAAUAAAGAACAAAUUAUCAACUCAGUGUUGUGUAGAUAAUAAGCAAGUUGAAUGUUAUCUAUCCAAGACUUUGAGGGGCAGGGUGGUGUUCUCACCCUGAGUUCUAAUUCAACGAAGAAAUGAUUGAAUAUUGUCCAGAGAAUUAAAAUGGUGCAUAUUGAACCAUCCAAUCAAAUUGCAGGUUGGGGUUGGAAGGCGGGGUUGCAGUAGGGAGGGUGAGCAGAGAGGUGUAUAAAAGCUUCAGGAGAGCCACCCAAGACACUCAGAGACCUGGAGCUGAAGGAUAUUUCUGGCACGGCUGGAACACGGAGGCUAUCCUCAGUACUCAGAGCUGGACCUUUCUGACUGCAGACCCAUCAUGAUGAGCGUUCGGACCCCAGCCACACUCAGAAAGCAGGCAAGCCAGGCUCUGCUGAGAAAUGAGGACUUGGCCAUCUCUGCUCUAGAGCAAUUGCCCAUGGAGCUCUUCCCAGAACUGUUCAAAGAGGCCUUCAAAGGCAGACACACUAGGAUUGUGAAGGCAAUGGUGGCAGCCUGGCCUUUCCCCUGCCUCCCUGUGGGGACACUGAUGAAGACCCCAAACUUGGAAACCUUCCAGGCUGUGUUAGAUGCAGUAGACAUGCAGCUGGCAAGAAAGUUUCACCCCAGGAGGGAGAAAAUUAAGGAGCUGGAUCUCAGGAAGGGGCGCCAUGACUUCUGGACCAUAUGGACUGGAACAGAGGAUGGAGACUGCUCAGAGAGUGGGGAUGAGGAGCGAGUAGUGAAGGUUCUUCCCAGAUACGCAAUGAGGCGGCGUCUGAAGGUCCUAACUGACCUCUGCCUCAGACUCCGACUGGAUGAAGAGCAAGCAUAUUUCUUGCAGUGGGCCCAGCAGAAAAAAGGCUCCGUUCAGCUCUGCUGUGUGAAGAUGAAGAUCUGGGCUCUGCCUCUGUGCACGAUCAAGGAGGUCUUGAGUGUUUUCCAUCCCCGGCACAUUGAGGAACUGGAAAUGAACAUGGGGUGGGAUGUGUCCACUCUGGCAUGUUUUGCUCCCUGCCUUGGCCACAUGAGAAGUCUUCGCAAACUCUCCCUGGCACACGUCUACAAGAACACUAUCGGGACUGGCAAUAGACAAGAGAAGUGUGUCAGGAAGUUUGUGUCUCAAUUCUCCAAACUGAACUGUCUGCAGCAUCUCUCCCUGAAUGCCGUAUACUUUCUCAAACACCACAUGAAACAAGUCCUCAGGUGCCUGAGUAGCCCCUUGGAGACUCUCUCCAUCACUGGAUACCGCCUGUCACAAUCCGACUUGAAUUAUUUACCCUGCUGUCACAGCCUCUGUCAGCUGAAACAUCUGGACAUGAGAGGUGUGGUGUUAUUGACUUUAGAUCCCAUGCCUCUCCGACUUCUACUAGAGACUGUGGCACACUCUCUGCAGUCCCUGGACUUGGAGGGUUGUAGAAUGGAGGACACUCAACUCACUAUCCUCAUGCCUGCCCUCAGUCGGUGUUCCCAGCUCACCAAGGUCAACUUGUAUGGCAAUGCCUUCUCUGUGGCCAUCCUGAAGGACCUCUUGCUGCACACAGCCAACUGGAGCAAGAUGAAUAGGGAGCAGUACCCUGCCCCUGUGGAGUGCUAUGAUGACUUUGGUUACAUCGACACAGAAAGGUUCCUCCACAUUUGUCCUGAGCUCAUGAAUGCAGUAGAGGCCAAGAGGCAGCCCAAGAGGAUUGUUUUUGCUACAGAUACCUGCCGUAAAUGUGGAGUGCGUUGUGUCUAUGACCUGGGGCCCAGAUUUUGUCCUUGCUAGUAGUAAAUAAGGAACAUGGCUUCCAGAUUUGGGUCCUCUUCCUCUGAGUUUUUCCUUAGUCAUUAGCCUCCAUGUUAGGUUCAGGGUCUAGAAAGUUUCUCAGCUGGCUUCAAGGAUCUACUGAAGCAAGGAACUGUAUUUGAAGUCUUCAGCUGUGAUCUCUUUAUCAAUUGUGUUUUUAAAAUGUCCCCAUUCUUAUCCAUUCCAUUCUCAAUUUUCUGUAUAAUGAAACAGCAAUAAAAUAAUUCUGUAUCAUU